AUGGACCUCCUCCUAAUUUCUCCUUACCGCGACCUGCAGAGCCAUUCCCGCUUCCUUCUUACCCUUCGAUCUCAACAAGGCCACUAUCAUUCUCUCAUUCUCUUCAGGCUUUCUUCCGGAACACAGGACAAUACCAACCAAGAACAUGUGCCACGAACAGAGGACGAGGUCAACCCAGCCUAUAAGCAGUUAUACGCUAUGGAGUCAAGCUGUCCACAUCUGGGGGCAGACCUGUCGCAUGCUGAGAUAGAGGAGUGCGAGAGUAGUGUUGUGGCGGUGUGUCCGUGGCAUAGAUAUGAUUUCGAUCUAAAAACUGGAAAAAGCGAAACGGGACUUGUAGCAUGCACAUACGCCGUGGAAGUGAAGCAUGAUUCGGCGGAUGAACUUGAUAAGGUUUACGUCGAAACGCCGAAAGGUGGUACUCACUGGCGUCUCGUGGAAUUGCGUCCUGUUUCUGAAGGUUUUGAUCCCUUGGGUUUGAGCUCAGUGCCUGGCCUCACUUUAAGACAUCUCUCUCCAGAAUUUGCAGACCCACCACCACCGCCCGUUAAUGCUCCGAUUCCAAAUCAAGACCACACUUUUCCAACCCUAGAAGAAGAGCCUAUCGUCCCAUUAGAUAAACCCCCAACAACGCUGAUGCAGUGGGCUGUCCUCAUUUUGAACACCUCGAACCCUACGUUGAAAGUCGAACGUACGAAACACGCUGUUCACUUAUUCCGAACAGGGAAACUUGCUUCUAUUGGACACAAAGCACCAAAUGCACCUCGAGCUCCGGAUGUACCGCCUAGAGAAGAAUCGUUCGCGAAGAACACGGUGGACCCCGCCAAGGUGAAGAAUAGAAAGAACCGUGCCGUGAUGUUGCAUGCGUUGGCGAAUAUCGAACAAUGGGCUUGGGACAUCAUGGCCCGUUUCGGCCCAUCCCACCCAGAUCUACCCCCGGCCUUUUUCUCCGACUUUACAAAAAUGGCCCUGGACGAAUCAAAACACUUCACCCUCCUAACUUCGCGCCUCUCCGCCAUCUCACCCACAACACCAUACGGCUCUUUACCCGUGCACGCCUCCCUCUGGGAAUCUGCAACCACCACAUCCACAUCCCUCCGCGCGCGCCUCGCCAUUAUCCACCUCGUGCACGAAGCCCGCGGACUAGACGUCAACCCCGGCACCAUCGAUCGCUUCCGGCGCGCAGGGGACCUAGAGAGUGUAAAAGCGAUGGAGGUGAUCCAUGCAGACGAAGUCACGCACGUCACUGCGGGUCAUCGGUGGUUCACUUGGGUGUGUGCAAGGGAGGGUGUUGAGCCGAUAAGCACGUUUAGGGAUGAGGUGAGGAGGGGGUGGAGGGGGGAGGUGAGGGGUCCGUUUAAUGCGGAGGCGAGGGAAAAGGCGGGGUUGACGGGGGAGUUUUAUGAGGGACUAAGGGGGGAGAUGGGGCUGAAGAGGGAGGAGGGAAAAGGAAUCGGAGAUGGGGUUGCUGCGCUCACCAUUGAGUACUGA
This is a messenger RNA of Laccaria bicolor S238N-H82, 1491 nucleotides long. RefSeq lists its product as uncharacterized. Gene Ontology annotation, molecular function: 2 iron, 2 sulfur cluster binding. Lineage: Eukaryota; Fungi; Basidiomycota; Agaricomycetes; Agaricales; Hydnangiaceae. The transcript has 6 exons. The coding region runs from base 1 to 1491 and encodes 496 amino acids. The record is from RefSeq and is a predicted model, not a curated record.